AUGAGAGAAAUCUAAAACCACAAACUUAGUGGUGAAGCGUGCUUCGUGCAUUUUGCCCACUACGUAUAUAUUGUCAUCUUGAGAGUUUGCGCACUUCCCCAUUAACUCUCGUGAUGAUGCAUAGAAUACUUGCUUGGCUAUAUAUAUGCACAUAAAGUUCGUUCAAUAACUACUAUAUAGUUCCUCUAUGCAUGUAGCUACACUAUCAUAGAGAAUCAUGGAAGAGGAAUCUAAGUCAAAGUGGGAAGGUAAAGCCAUGGUUGAGGUAGUAGGCACAGGCGCAGAAGUAGCAUGGGCUGUGUUAGAGGAUUUCUGCAACAUACACAAGUGGAUCUCCUUAGACACAUGCUACCAAGUAGAUGGGAUUCUAGGGCAACCUGGCCUAAUCCGUUACUGUGCUUCCACCGUUGAAGAAGGUGUUGGUGCUGAGAAGACAACAACAAUCAAGUGGGCCAAAGAGAAGAUACUCGCGAUUGAUCCUGUCCAACGUUGUUUGACCUAUGAAGUUGUUGAAAACAACAUGGGAUUUAAGUCCUAUGUGGCCACUCUCAAAGUGCUGCCAAUUGAAGGAGAUGGGUGCAAGAUAGAGUGGGGGUUUGUCAGUGAUCCAGUUGAAGGGUGGAGUUGUCAAGGUUUGAAGUCAUAUGUUGAGUCUACUCUCCAGUCCAUGGCCAAGAAGAUUGAGUUUGCGUAUAGCACACAUUAGUUAAAGUGAAAACUAGGGUUUGGGAUCUGGCCUGAGAAUAAAUCUGGUGGUGCUAAGGUUGUUUACAACUAAUUAAACAUAAUAAGAGGGUGUGUCACGUGUGUUGUUUCCAACUCCUAUUAUCACUUUUGGUAUUUGUUUGCCCAAUUCAUUCGAAACAAAUACUUGCCAUUUAAUGUGUGUCCUAAAAAAAACUUAUGCACUAGACCUAUAAUUUAUGCUAUUUAUAAAUGAGAAUAUUCUCAAAUCGAAAUUUUUUAAGUAUCAA
Messenger RNA from Glycine soja, 974 nucleotides. RefSeq names its product lachrymatory-factor synthase-like. The record is from RefSeq and is a predicted model, not a curated record. NCBI's taxonomy places the organism in Eukaryota, Viridiplantae, Streptophyta, Magnoliopsida, Fabales, Fabaceae. The transcript is spliced from 2 exons. The coding region runs from base 218 to 706 and encodes 162 amino acids.